Messenger RNA from Amphiprion ocellaris (clown anemonefish), 3226 nucleotides. It is a transcript of the gene rspo4, whose product is annotated as R-spondin 4. The record is from RefSeq and is a predicted model, not a curated record. Lineage: Eukaryota; Metazoa; Chordata; Actinopteri; Pomacentridae. Bases 391 to 1125 code for a protein of 244 amino acids. The transcript is spliced from 5 exons.
GCUCUCCCUCCGAUCUGCCAGUCUGGGGAGGCAAGACGAGGCUCUCAGCUCUGCUCACCUCGACUCUCCGGUGCUCCUCUUUUGUUGUUUAUGGUCGCCUGCCUCCUCAUCUUUAGCCCUAAAUCAUCUGCAUAAAACAGGACAAAGGAGAAGAGGAUUUCCUCCUCUGUCUCCACUCUCCUCUCGCUGCUCUGGGCCCUGAAAGAUUACCUCUCUAUCCUGCCCUUCAUCUUUUAAACCCACUGUCUUUCCCCCCUCUUUUUCCCCCUUUCUUCCUCGUUCCUCUCUGCGCCUCGCCGUGGAACUUUAAGUUAACAAACCUGCCACCCUCUGGAGUCCUUGCAGAUGUCCGCAGCCUGGCGCUGAAGCGGGCGCUUGCCAGCAGCCCAGAUGCAUUCGCGACUCCUUGUGAUGUCCUUGAUAUGUGAGGUGAUCAGGAUGGGGUCCGGCGUCGUGCAGAAGCAAAGCGCUCACAGAGAGGCAUCGGAGGACUGUCGGAGCUGUCUGGAGUGUUCCCGCGACAACGGCUGCGUUCGUUGCCCCGAAAGACUCUUCCUGUUCCUGCAGAGGGAUGGGAUGUCACACCAUGGAACCUGCCUUCACGCCUGCCCAGCUGGACACUACGGCCAAAGAGGGAAGGACAUCAACCGUUGCAUGAAGUGCCGCUCCGUGGACUGCGAUCACUGCUUCAGCCGAGACUUCUGCACCAAAUGUAAACCCGGUUUCCAGUUACACAAAGGCAAAUGUCUGAGCCGCUGCCCAGAGGGAACCUUCGCCCACCAGUCAGACUGCCUCGAGGACUGUCUGUUGGCUCCGCUGGGAGAAUGGAGCGAGUGGAGCGUCUGCCUCCGUGAUGGCGCCACCUGUGGGUUCAGGUGGGGAAAGCAGACCAGGACCAGGGGGGGCAGCCAGAGAACGCCUGAGGAGAAACCGGCAUCGAUCUGCCCAAACCACAGUGAGACACAAAGGUGCCGGAUGAAGAAAAAGUGUCCCACAGAAAGAAGAAAGAAUAAAAAAGGAGGGCUUGGAAGAAAAAGGGAAAGAAAACGACUACGGCUGCUCACCAGCGACAACGCUGGAAGCUCAGCGAACGGAACAACAAACGCCAAGCACCAAGAGCCCUGAAGAAGGGACAGACUAACUACCAAACACCUAAAAGAAACAGAAAUCUGUGACCAAAUUAUUAAUACCAACUAACCCCAAACUUCAGUAAAAGCACACUGCUGGUCAACACAACCUUCUUUACUGGAAACUUCGUAAACAUUAUGAGUAAGAAAUUCCUCUGCUGACUGACUGACGAAUGUAACCGAUGAGUCAAAAGUUCCCACCAAAGAGUGUCACUAACUUGGUGUUAGCCAAUAAUUAAAUCUCCCUUCAUUAGGCCUCAAUGGAUGCUGCAAAUUUCAGGUUUGAGUGUUUAAUAGAAGUUGAAUUAAAUCAAAAAUGCGGCCAACAUUUCUGUUCCGUUCACAGAUCUCAUCCUGUUCGAUUUUCUCACCUACAACUUGCUCAGUUCCAGUGUUGAAGCAGCAAUGACAUUUAUAGUUCCUCAGUCUGCUUUUUGAAAAGAUGAGCAUGAAUUAGUCAUCUUGGGAGUCAUAGAUUGGGGUCGAAAAACAAUAACAAAACUACAAAACUUUUUGGAAAAUGUCUUGACAUUAAGGAAAGACGUGAUGGAGAAUUUAUAAGUGCAGAUGAGAAGACAAAAAGAAUUCGACAAACAUUUUUAUCUCCUUUUCUUUCAUCGAGGUUGGCUCAGUGUAUGAUGCUAAAUGCCAACAAACACAAGAAAGGAAGCACUGAAUGAAGCAUCUUUUCUCCAUAUUUAAAGCAGGGAUGCACAUUUUAGAUUCAAACAGUUUUAUUAACUGAUAGCCGGCCGUGUUAUCAAUCAGUUAGUAAUGGAUAAUUUUGAUACCUGUUGCUAGCCAAAGUCCCACAAUGCUCUCUGUUUGCCAACAUAGACGGUAUGACAUAUCCUCAGCAGAGGAAGCUGUAGUUUCAGGACCACAUGUCAAGGACCCUUGUAUGCUGCAACAGCGCCACUUACCAACCUGGAUGACUACUGAAGUGCACGACUUGCAGUUUAAAAGGUUUACGCCAACCAAAAUAUAAUGUUUUUCAAAGGUUUGUUUGACCCAAGAUUCAAUUUUUAAAAUGUUGUUCCACUCAAAUAGUCCUUUCCAACAAACAGGCUGUAGUUUUAAAAGUUUAUUGUACAGUACUAUCUUACUAACAAGAUAUAAUUUUAAACAUUUAUUGCACCAAAAAUUCUUCUGCUAUGGUUUUUUAAAGGUUUAUUCCACCUAAAAAUACCAUUUUCUUUCCACGUGCUUGAAGCUUUAAAGGGUUAUUCCACCCAAAUAUUACUUUUUAACAAAACAAGUUCUGGUUUUAGUGGUUUAUUUUACCCAAAAUAUUACUUUCUGUCCAAGUACUUAAAGGUUUUAAAGGUUUAUUCCACCUGUAGGCUGCUGGCUCUCUCCUUUGGAAUAAACAAAAGGUCACCAUUUUGUCUGGUCCAAAAAAGACCUGAUGAAAAACAAGGGUCCUACAACUGUGGUAAUGAAAAUGCAGCUUCCUCUACAUGCUACGUAACACAGAACGGCAUGUAGUCCGAGUGAUGCCUCGUCGAGUCAGUAACAUAAAACUAAUGUAAAGUAAAACUGCAAGAAAGGCUAAAUAUAAAACACAGAAAAGAAAAAGUCACAGCUUCUAAAUCAUUUAAUUAAACUAGGUGGCUGUUUUUGAAACUACAAAUGCUGAUUGUACACACAGUUGCUGCCUUUUGUGUUUCAUAAAAGUGUAUUUGUCAGUAAAAAAGAAGGAAUUCCCACACGGUCAGACCUGUUACCAGAGAGUUUAACUUCACACUUUGCAUUGUAUUGUAAUUGUAUUGUGUACAAGUCUAUUGUAAUCACAUUGAAUGUGAUUUAACAUUCAGAGUAUUUAGUUGACAUGUUUUCCCAAUAUAAACAUGCUGUAUAUAGGAAGAAGACAGAUGAGACGAUGUAUAGGUUAAAUGUUAAUAUUUUCUCUCUUAUUAUCAGGUGUAGCACGACUGAAGAUGUGAGAAUUCCUCUUUUUUUCCAGAACUGAUAAAAGGUUUUGUCUCAUUAAAUGGCUCGCUUCUGUCAGUUUUAUAUUUAUCAAUAUUUCGAUGACGAAAUGGGAUUUUAUUCCAAAACAUGAAUGUGUGUUUCAAUAAAUGUAUAUUUUGACCUCA